AUGUUGUAUUAAUUUUUGUAUUGUAAAGGAGCAACAAGAGGAGGAGGGCCUAAUUAUAGGCUGUUUGACUCUAUGCCGCACGAGAUGUGCCGCCCUUACGCACCGCAUGACGGAGCUCGGCACAUCGAGUUACAAUGCCGACGCUCACUAUGACAGCCCCGCUGGGGAGAGCCAAUACUCCACCUCUGAGCGCGGGGCCCGCCGAUGUUUAGGCCCACUGCAGGAUGAGGAAUAUCAGCGGUGGGCGGGGAGUGUUUGGGGGAGCCACUACGGAAGGAGGUCGAAGCCCGUUGUCGUGGAGAGUUUUGUCCAGGAUGGCGAUGGAGGCGCGGUGUUGAAAAGUGGCGGUGGUGUUAGAGCAGAGGGUUGUAAUGGUGAAUUAUCGGCGCCGAUGUAUUUGGAUACGAUCAAUUGUGGCGGUAUUGGUGAUGAUCUGAGGUUGUUUUCGCCAUCGGAAUUGCUGUUCACCUCCCCAUCGCAGCCGCUGCAGCAAGCCGCUUCAGCGCGGAUUAGUAGGCACGGCUUUCUUGGACUAAACCGGCAGUCUAGCGGGAGGUUGCAGUCGGACACGCCUUUGCCGGUACAUGCAGGUUUCCGAAAUGAGCCUGUCAUUGAGCGGGCCAACUCUGUGAAUGAUUAUGCUCAAGCAUAUGAAAACUUGCAGCUCCGUUGUGGUGAUAGACACAAUGGUCUCUCUCGGGCUCUUGACAGCAGUGCAAGUGACGGUGUACUGACCGAGGUGGAAGCUGAUCCUCCUAGUGAGUUUAAGGAGGAAUGGGCAAAUGGCACGAACCUCGAGACGGAGAACUGGAGAAAGUUUGGAGAUUUUGUGAUUGGAGAAGUGAAGCGAGAGGAAAGUGAAAAUAUUCAAGUGGCGGGACACAUACUAGAUGGAGUCAUGCCAAGACAGAAACCUAUACCUGGCAGACUGCAAGGACUUCCCGAGGACUACGGGGCUUCAGGAUCUACCUCACAAUCCGACUCUGACAGUGAGGAGUCCAAGAAAGAAGCAUUAAGCAGAAAGCGAAAAAGAGCGGGUCAUGAUGCCGAUGGCAAUGUAACAUGGACAGACGAGUCUGUCCGAUUCCUGUUCGAGGCAUACGAUGCCAUACACCAACGCUUAUGGGAAGAGAGUAAAGGCCAAGUCAAAUAUCAGAAGAAAUGGACACCCAUACUAAAAGCCAUGCAAGCAAGGUUUGGGAAUCAUUUCACUAAGAAGCAAUGCCAGAGCAAGUACUGGAGUGUUAGGCGUGAAUGUUCAGAAUACAGGAUUACCUCUGCCAAAGCUGCAGCAACCGAUCCAUUAUGGAACCCAAGCAUCGCAGGAAGAGAACUUCUAAAACCAAAGUUCUACAAUGUUUGGCUUGAGGUGUCAGGUAAGAACCUUGAAUCAAUGGUAACUAAAACGACAGGUUCUGCUGGCAGUAGAGAAAUUGCUGAACAGCUGAAGGGCAAGCCGUCAAAUGUACUGGGUAGAGAAAUGCAGCCUGUGAAGCAAAGAAUAAGCGACUCAAGUGCUGCAAUUAAGAAGAUGCAGCGCUUAAUGCUAGAGCAGCUUCAGGCAUCAGAUGAAAGAGAGGAGGUAAUGAAACACAGUGCGGAGCUGAUGAUGAACCUUUUAACACAACAUAUAGAGCAUGUUGAAACUAGAGUGACCUUCGCAAACGAAAGUCAAGCCCCACAACUACACUUACUGGAGGUAAUUGAUUUUAAGCUGGAGAAGGUUUUGGAAGGAUUUAGUACUUUGAAUCAGAAUCUCUCCUUGUUGUACUCUGCAUGAAUUGGGAACAAGUUGUAAUAGUCAAACAGUCCAUUAAUCUGUCUAUGGGCACAUUUAGUGGGUUACAUUUACUCGAGUCCGUUUUCAUCCCCUUAUUUCAAAAGCUAGGUGCAAACGAAGUCCCCUCAUCCAUCUUGUACCAUGGACUACAACCACAGCCAAAGGACUUUGAUUCUUGUUGCGAGGUUUGUAAUUAAAACUGAACAUCAGACUUAAACUGUGUGUUGCAUUGA
This is a messenger RNA of Physcomitrium patens, 2013 nucleotides long. RefSeq lists its product as uncharacterized. NCBI's taxonomy places the organism in Eukaryota, Viridiplantae, Streptophyta, Bryopsida, Funariales, Funariaceae. The record is from RefSeq and is a predicted model, not a curated record.